AUGUGCGACUCGUAGAGACUCAGAUAGCAAGCUAUCUUGAUGGACCUCAUCCCUUAAAAAAUAGAGUUAAUAUCGUGUGAUCCGAUGGGUCACAUAUCAGAUACUCCCUCCGUUUCAUAUUGUAAGUAGUUUUAGAGAAAUGUUUUUGUUUCAAAAUAUAAGUAGUUUUCGUAUUUUUAGGUAAUUUUUACAUUUAUUGAAUACAGUGUGACCAAUCAAAUUAAAUAGACUUAUUUUUUAUUGGUUAAAUUAUAUCUAACCUAUUUAUUAUAAAAUACUUUUUAAAAACAUAAUAAUUUUCUUAAUCUUCGCGCUUUUAGCCAAAACUUAUAUUACGAAACGGAGGGAGUAUGAUAAGAACAGAUACUACACUUGAUCUUAGCCAAAAGGCAGAGAAAGGUAUGAAUUGUUCAGUCUCAUGGCCUUUUCUUUUAUACUUCUCCUCAUGCAUUCCACUCUUGUAUUGUUAGCGAUGUGGGACUCUGAUACAAGACAAAAGAAACACUCUUUUCGUUUCAGCGGGUCUUUCGUUCUGCCUUGUUCAGCGGAGUCUGAGAGGAGAAGAAACCAAGUCUCUCAGAAUUUUCCAUUCUCGUGGUCGGUAUCCUUGGUCAUUGUAUUGCCAUGGUACUACUAGGUUUAGCUUGAUGGGUUUGGUUUCUAUUAGCACAGUCAUCUUUAUUUGAUCGUUAUGUUCUCAUUUAACUGGGAAAGUUGAGAGCUUUAGCCUGAACUGAUUAGGUCUGCAUGAUCUUUGUUUGUAUAUCCGUGUGAAACGCAUGAAAGCCGCUUACUUUAUCUAAUGCGAUCGCACAGAGACUGUUUUUUCUUGGAUGUUAAGCAAAAACUGUUUACCCUCAUUGUCACUUGUUACUAGUAUAAUUUUGAUCGGGUUGGGGAUGAUGCACUCGUGCCUCUGAUUUUGGCUGAUUAUGUUAGCUUAGAAAAACAAGAUACUGUUCAUGUUAGCCUCUGUAAGGAACACACAAUGCACUCGUACCUAUGUAGUAUUCACCGCCUAACUCUCUCAAUUGUGUCCAAAAGUGACUGGUCAAUGCUUGUGUGGCUUUCACUUCAUAAUAGAAUACUCUUGUUAGAUGAGCUUAGAUAAUGCUUGUUACUCAUCAUGUUAUUGCCGGGAGCAUCUCUUCAAGUAUCGCAUCUCAAACCCGCACUAAGCAAAUUUUAGAGCAGAUAUUCAGUCAGACAUCAGAUCCCAUGACAACAGGUAGAUUUCUUAUGGACCUCUUGGGAAACUGAGAAAGCAAAUGCAACAGCAACACCCAACAACUACUUUUUUUUGGAUUUGUAUCUUCUUUUUUCUGGGUUUACUGUUAUAAAACCUCAAACUCAUUUGUACCAAAAGUUUCAAAAGAGAAUAUGAAGUGGGCUAAAUCUUACAUCAAGCUCAUCACUCAGCGUGUGAAUGUUAUACAGCACAAAAACAAUUAAAUUAAUUGCAGAUUUCCAGAAUUCUAGUGCUAGAUUGGUCUUUGUUGAGUUUGUAAGCAAGCAUUGAUCUCAUUCCCUUUGAUCUCCAUACUUAUUGGCUGAUUAUGUUUACUUAUUGGCUGAUUAUGUUUGCUUAGAUAAGCAAAAUACUGUUCAUAAUUCACCGGGCGUUUGGAAUAUUUGUCUCACUGGACUCACUGUUGCGCUCUCUUAUGCUCUGUGUUGUUACUUUUUUUGUACAUGCUUAUUAGAUGAUGGUUUAUGUUCAUUUUGUUAGCAUUGUCUUCUUUUAAUUAUGGAGUGAUGAACAGACUUUAUAUACUUUUUUCUCAACAAUGUUCUCAAGUUGACACACUACUACAUCACGGAAGAACAUAGCUGUUGGAUCGGUUGUUAUUCCGCCAACAACGCUUGAGUACGUAAAUGGCCAAGCACUGUUUUUCUUCUCCUGCUAGCUUCAGCUUCUCAACAACAUUGUACACCAUAACAUAGUCAACACAUACAUAACCAAUGUCUCAGAAAACAUAAACAGACAAACAAACAUGCCUAAAUCAUUACAUUAUCUCUACAAUUUCUUUGACAAAACUGAGAGGACCGCCUGCUUCUGUCAGUAAACAUAAUGGGAAAAGAUUUGAUGAUUUUUUAAGACAUGCUAGACUAGCAAGAGCAAAAAAACAACAAUAAAGAAACCAAAUUGCUGGACAGAACAAGAACAUACCCCAUUUUGAUAAUAAUAAAAUUUUAAAAGUUUGCCAUAAAGAAAAGUUAGAAAAUUAGGAACUAGAAACCCUUCAUGUAUUUGUGAAUACCAGUUUGAUUUUGGUUUUCUUGGUUUAAUUUUUUGGGUUUUUGGUAAAACGCCCGAAGAUCACAUGCUCUACAAUAAGAUGAGUGUAUCUGAUAUAAAUUAGUUUGGUUUGGUUUGAUCUUCAGUUUGGUUAUAUUCAGUUUGAGUUAAUUCAGUUUUGUUUGUGUUUGUUUAAUUCAAUCGAGUUAAUUUUUAUGUUUGUAGUUCAGUUAAAAUUUUUUUUUUAUUAAAAUAUAAAAAUCAUCAAUUAAAUUAUUAUUUUUCAUAUUUAUAUGUAAAGUACAUCAUAUGAAAAUGUAGAAGAUAUAACUCAAUAAUUUUAUAUUAUUAUUUUCGAGUCUAAUAUAAAUAUGAUAGUAAUUUUCAGUUUUAAUGAUAGUAUAUAGAAUUUAUAAUUUUAUCUAUUUAUUUAGAAGUAAAAUGUAUAAAAAUAUCUUUAGUUUUCUUUUAAAUGUUAGAUGGUUAAAUAUUAUUAAAUGGUUGGAACAUAUACUUUGGUUUAACUUGAAUCGUUUGGGUUCGGCUGGAUCAGUCCGUUUUAGUUUGGUUCAGAUUUUUUGUCCAUCCCUAAUCAUUGGACCUGAAUAAGAAAAGGUCCAAUAACAAUGAUCUUCCUUGGAGUUGAGUUACGUUAACAUUCAUUGGGGAACUAGGGCUUCACAGCUUCUCAGUAAGAAAAGAAAAACUCCUACAAAGGGAAAAGAAAAAGAGUCUUCGAAGAUUGAUCUAAACUUAUUUGUGUUCAUCCAUCUUAUUUUGAAGCUUGAAACAAUAUGAAGACGAUGAUAUCCAAUCUUCCUGUGGACUUGCUAGAGGAGAUUCUCUCUAGGGUUCUGUUGAAAUCUAUAGGAGCAGUGCGAUCUACUUGUAAAAACUGGAACGUUUUAUCUAAAGAUGAGAGAUUUGCCAAUAAGCACAUUGAAAAAACAGCAGCAUCACAACGAGAUAAGGAGGUUCUUGUGAUCACGGUGAAUACCAAAGAUCAUUUGAUUAGCGUCAAAUUCUAUGACUUUCACAAGAAAAACUUUGAUCCAUCCAUGAACCGUAACGGUAUACUUAUUACACGAGAAAAGUCAGAUCAAGUAGUCUCUGUACGUCAUGUCUUUUAUUGCAACGGUUUACUGCUAUGUCUAUGGAAAGGCAACGACAAACGUAGGCUUUUGGUUUGUAACCCGUACUGGGGUAAAACAAGAUGGAUUGAAAGCCCAACAGAACGUUAUUAUAAGAUGUUUGCUUUUGGAUACGAUAAAUCAUGUCGUACACACAAAAUCCUUAGGCUAAGCAGUGAUGAUAAUAUUGUCAUCCACGUAGACAUCUACGACUUGAGUUGUGAUUCAUGGAAGACUCCUUAUGAAGCUUUUCACAGCAAUGUAAUAAAGUAUAUUAAACCUGGCUUGUCUUCGAAGGGAAACACUUACUGGAUUGCUAAAGAUGACUCAGAAGAUGUUUACUUACUCUGUUUUGAUUUUACUAGAGAGAAGUUUGGACCGCGUCUGCCUCUACCAUUUAGUUUUGCUUACGGAGGCUAUGCGUCUCUAUCUUCGGUUAAAGAAGAGAGGCUUGCGUUGUUGUUAAAACAACGGGGUAUAAUAUUUGAGAUUUUUGAUGUUUGGGUUACGGAUAAGCUUGAGCCCGGUGCUGUGUCCUGGAGCAAGUUAUUCAAAGUUGAAACGUUGAAACUCAAUUGUCGUUUUCUGUUUGAGAUUUUCUUGAUCGACGAGGAGAAGAAGAACUUUGUAGUUUUUGAUAAUUGUGAAGGAUCUUUCAAGACAUACAUCAUUGAUGGGGAAAGUGGUGAUUUCAGAGAAGUGGAGAGCAUAGAAGCUCCAUACUCACGGCUUGACAAUCUUGUGGACUGUUAUGUUCCAAGCUCUGUGCAAAUCUAAGUUAACAGAUUAGUGAUUAGUCUAUUUAAUGUUCUUUUCAAACAAGAUUAAAUUACAAGCUGUAUCCCAUCUUCUCUUCUAUAAUGAUCAUGGCUUCAUGUACUCUCUUGAAACUCAAUUGGUUUGUUAUAUAACAUUUUCAAUCUAGACUUCGACAUCUGCAUUAUAUGUUUUUGAAUGACCUUAUCCUCUUACUUUUUUUUUCUCUCCCUCGACUUGUACUCUCUUCAAGCUCAAUUCACAGAUCUUCAAAACUCUAAAUGAAAGGUCCACAAGGAUUUACUUAUGUAUGUAUGUUAACGUUUCUUCAGUCUAAGAAUACUUGUGUAGUGACCGCGUGCCUUUCACUUCAUUUAAUUUACUACUCUUGCUGGUGUCAACUAUAAAGUUAUUAUAAAUGAGCUUUGGGGAAUAAAAAUGCGGAAGCAUGAUCUACUGUUUUCAUCUUAUGCUACUGUUGCUGCAAGUCUCUGAAGAUAAGUCUUAAAAGCAUUGUAUACACUCAUGAUUGAUUUUUAUGUUUCACUGUAAUCCAUUUUCCUUGCGCUAUGUGUUGUUUCAUACAUUCUUACGAGAUGAUGAUUCGUUUUUAUUUUGUUCACAAUGCCCUCUUUAUUUUCAUGGAGUGAUGAACAUAAUUGAUAUACUUUUUUUUUCUCAACAUGUUCUGAACUUGGCACACUACAUUAUUAGCAAGUGACAUAUAUAACAGAAAUAUGCUUUAGCUAAUUGACAUGAGUGACGAAGCAGGUCCCGAUAUUCAUGAAUCAUGACUAGUGAUUGUGCAAGCGGAAGGAUCAAGCCAAGGAGAGCAGUUUUUCAGUCAGUCAUCAGAUCCGAUGACCAGUGUGUUCACACAAUGAAGGUCCUCAAAAAUCUCUCUGGUGUAAGGAUGUGGUCACCUUUACUUUUUUCUGAACUUACCUACUCUUUUUAUCACGAUUUCACUGUAUUCUUUUUAGGCUUACCUAAACCAAAAAACACUAUCUGUUUCUUUUGGUUAUGUUAAAGGAAG
Molecule: messenger RNA, 5161 nt
Organism: Brassica napus (rape)
Lineage: Eukaryota; Viridiplantae; Streptophyta; Magnoliopsida; Brassicales; Brassicaceae
Product: putative F-box protein At3g20705
Exons: 1
Coding region: 3034-4146 (370 amino acids)
Molecular function (GO): protein binding
Source: RefSeq, a predicted model, not a curated record